AAAUUAUCUAUAUUUUGAAAGAAGUUAAACCUCAGUACUCAUUUUGUGAUUCAAUUAACAAAAGAACAAUGAUGGAUAGAAGACCAUCAGGAUUUUCAAAACCACCAGUUAUUGGUUCACGUUCUAUAUUAAUUGCUAUUGAUGGUUCAGAACAUUCAAAAAAAGCAUUUGAUUAUUAUUUGAAAUGGUUACAAAGACCAGAUGAUUCUGUGACAAUCUAUCAUGCUGUUGAACCUGUAUCAUUACCAACAAUAUCAUUAUCUAAUCCAAUUAGUAUACCAAGUGAUGAAUGGUCAAAUAUUGUACAAACUAAUGUAAAACGUGUACGUCAAUUAGAAAAUGAUUAUAGUGCAGAUUGUUUAGCACAUAAUUUAACUUAUCAAUUUCUAUAUGAAUCAGUUGAUCAUAUUGGUGCAUCUAUUAUAGAAAAAGCUGAAAAAUAUAAUGCAUGUUUAAUUAUAAUUGGUAGUCGUGGAUUAGGUGCUAUUAAACGUACAAUUAUGGGUAGUGUUAGUGAUUAUGUUGUACAUCAUGCUAAUACAACUAUAUGUGUUGUACCAUGGAUUGAUGAAACUACACAAAGUAAAUCAUGAAAUUAAACAUACUAUCAUCAUGUAAACGGUGUAUGUGCGUGUGUGUGUGUAUAUGAUUUCAGAAAUUCCAAAAAAGGUUGGUUAUAUCUUGUGUAACUCAUCGUACUUUUAUUUAAAACUUAGUUACUUUCAUUUUUUUUUAGUUUCUAUGUCCUUUAUAUUUGGGAGAGACAGAGAGAGUGGGGGAGGGGGUGGAAGAAAGAAUGGAGUGUGUUCAAUGGAAACCAUUUUUUCUUCAAUAUUUGUUACUUUGUACUCAUUUCAUUGUUAUCAUCAAUAUAAGUAAACAUAAUUAUUAAAAAGUCAUUAA
Messenger RNA from Schistosoma rodhaini, 903 nucleotides. Lineage: Eukaryota; Metazoa; Platyhelminthes; Trematoda; Strigeidida; Schistosomatidae. The record is from the annotation of a GenBank genome assembly.